This is a messenger RNA of Python bivittatus (Burmese python), 313 nucleotides long. The record is from RefSeq and is a predicted model, not a curated record. Lineage: Eukaryota; Metazoa; Chordata; Lepidosauria; Squamata; Pythonidae.
AUGUGGCUCUACCUGGCUGCCCUGGUGGGGCUUUACCUCCUUCGACGAUGGUACCGGGAGAGACAGAUGGUGGAGAACCUGACAGCGAAAUACGCCUUCAUCACGGGGUGUGACUCUGGCUUUGGGAACCAGCUGGCCAGGCAGCUGGAUGCCCGGGGUCUGCGGGUGUUGGCCGUGUGUCUCAUUCCGGAAGGGGCGGAACAGCUGGAAAAAGUCACAUCGGACCGGUUAAAAACCACCCUGCUGGAUGUCACCAGCACUGAGAGUGUUGCAGCAGGAACUGAGUGGGUGAAAACAUGUGUGGGGAACAAAG